AUGGCAAGUAGUACCGAGCUCAACGGUUUUCUCACAUCCUGGUAUGACAAACUGCGCAGCAUGCAAAAACUUGCCAUGCCAGUUCACGAAACCACACUGCCUUCCCAAUUGAAGCCCCAUCCCGACGGCCACCAGCAGUGGAGCGGAUCGACCUGGAGCAAGCAGGUUUACACGACCGUUGAGGAUUGCCUUCGGACGUGGAUCAAAGAGGUCAAGGACCGUUGGGAUGCGUGA
This is a messenger RNA of Parastagonospora nodorum SN15, 234 nucleotides long. RefSeq lists its product as hypothetical. The record is from RefSeq and is a predicted model, not a curated record. Bases 1 to 234 code for a protein of 77 amino acids. NCBI's taxonomy places the organism in Eukaryota, Fungi, Ascomycota, Dothideomycetes, Pleosporales, Phaeosphaeriaceae. The transcript has 3 exons.